Molecule: messenger RNA, 3764 nt
Organism: Ilex paraguariensis (yerba mate)
Lineage: Eukaryota; Viridiplantae; Streptophyta; Magnoliopsida; Aquifoliales; Aquifoliaceae
Source: the annotation of a GenBank genome assembly
GAGGCCUCAUUCUUGAAUAAAAGGAGAGAGAACUUAGAAGACUUUGGAGAGAUAAUCUUCCCAGUUCUUCAACAUCAUUGAAAAUUUCACCUUCUUCCUUUCCUUUCCUUCCGUAUAUAUUGUAUAAUUCUGAUAUAAUCAAUUACCAGACGUUUAUUAGUGGUUGGUCGGGCCCUUUUCAUCAUCAAGGAUUUUAUAUAUACUUCUUGAGCCAGUUGGUUUUUGUAAGUCGCAGUCAGAUAUUUAUCGAGUUUUUGGGAGUGAGAGAUUUGCGUAAGUAAAAAUGCAAAGCCGGGAAAAUGACGACAACCACCACCACAAUCACCGCCACCAUCACUCCGACACGGAGAUCAAUGACAGCACAUCAUACAGCGGUCCAUUAAGUGGACCGUUGAACAAGAGAGGAGGUCGAAAGAGUGCAAGAUUCAACCUGCCCGACUCCACCACGGCCAAUAUCGGCGGUGGUGGAGGUAGUAGUGGUGGGAGUAGUAGUGGGAGUGUCAAGUUCAACGAUGAUACCUACGUCGAGAUCACCCUCGAUAUUCGUGACGACUCGGUGGCGGUUCACAGCGUCAAAACUGCCGGUGGAGCUGACGUAGAAGAUCCCGAGCUGACAUUGCUGGCAAAAGGUUUGGAAAAAAGAUCUUCUUUUGGUUCAUCUGUGGUACGGACUGCUUCGUCUAAGAUUAGACAAGUGUCCCAAGAGCUUAAACGAUUGGCUUCAUCCUCGAAAAGAUCAACUCCGGUGAGAUUUGAUAGGACUAAAUCAGCAGCAGCUCAUGCUCUCAAGGGACUCAAGUUCAUCAGCAAGACCGACGGUGGUGCCGGGUGGGCCGCCGUGGAGAAGCGGUUCGAUGAUCUCACCGCCACCACCAAUGGCUUGCUUCCUCGUUCACUCUUUUGUGAAUGCAUAGGGAUGAACAAGGAGUCAAAAGAGUUCGCCGGAGAGCUAUUUGAUGCACUUGGACGGAGACGGAAUAUUACAGGUGAUUCGAUAAACAAGGUUCAGCUAAGGGAGUUUUGGGACCAAAUCUCCGAUCAGAGUUUCGAUUCUCGGCUUCAAACGUUCUUCGACAUGGUGGAUAAAGACGCAGAUGGAAGAAUCACAGAAGAAGAAGUCCGAGAGAUUAUUAGCCUAAGUGCUUCUGCGAACAAGUUGACGACUAUUCAAAAACAAGCCGACGAAUAUGCAGCACUGAUCAUGGAGGAGUUAGACCCCGACCAUCUAGGAUAUAUCAUGAUUGAAAAUCUGGAGAUGCUAUUAUUGCAAGCACCAAACCAUUCAGUAAGAGGAGAAAGCAAGAACUUAAGCCAAAUGCUGAGCCAGAAGCUUAAGACCACAAUAGACCAUAACCCAAUCCGGAGGGGUUAUCAAGAUUGCAAGUAUUUCAUACAGGAUAAUUGGCAAAGGGUGUGGGUGAUGGCACUCUGGAUAGGGGUCAUGGUCGGACUAUUUGCUUACAAGUAUGUUCAGUACAAAAAUAGAGCUGCGUAUGAUGUAAUGGGUGCUUGUGUUUGCCUGGCCAAGGGCGCGGCGGAGACGCUGAAGUUGAACAUGGCAUUGAUUUUACUUCCGGUGUGCCGGAACACCAUCACUUGGCUGAGGAACAAGACUAAGUUGGGUGUUGCUGUUCCUUUUGAUGACAACCUCAAUUUCCACAAAGUAAUUGCAGUGGCAAUUUCAAUUGGGGUUGGGAUACAUGCAAUUUCCCACUUAACAUGUGAUUUUCCCAGGCUUAUGAAUGCAAGCCCUGAAAAGUAUGCUCCCAUGGAGAAAUAUUUUGGGAAACAGGCCACAAGCUACUGGCACUUUGUGAAGGGAGUGGAAGGGGUGACUGGGGUCAUAAUGGUGGUGUUAAUGGCCGUAGCUUUCACCCUAGCAACGCCGUGGUUGCGGCGGAGCAAAGCCAACAUACCCAAACCUCUUAAGAAGCUCACCGGAUUCAAUGCCUUCUGGUAUUCCCACCACUUGUUCAUCAUUGUCUACACCCUUCUCAUCGUUCAUGGUAUCAAGCUUUAUUUGACCCAUGAAUGGUACAAGAAAACGACGUGGAUGUACUUGGCAGUUCCCAUCACACUUUACGGCGGCGAAAGAUUGAUCAGAGCAUUCAGGUCUAGCAUCAAGCCUGUUAAGAUACUAAAGGUGGCUGUUUAUCCUGGAAAUGUGCUGGCACUUCACAUGUCAAAGCCUCAGGGCUUCAGAUACAAGAGUGGGCAAUAUAUGUUUGUCAACUGUGCUGCUGUUUCACCUUUCGAAUGGCACCCAUUUUCCAUUACUUCUGCCCCUGGAGAUGAUUAUCUGAGUGUUCAUAUUCGAACUCUGGGCGAUUGGACACGACAACUCAGAACUGUUUUCUCAGAGGUAUGCCAACCACCACCUAAUGGAAAAAGUGGACUCCUCAGGGCCGACUGCUUGCAAGAAGAGAACAACCCAAAUUUUCCAAGGGUGUUGAUCGAUGGUCCAUAUGGAGCACCAGCACAAGACUACAAGAAAUAUGAAGUAGUCUUAUUGGUGGGGUUAGGAAUUGGGGCAACACCCAUGAUCAGCAUUGUCAAGGACAUAGUGAACAACAUGAAGGCCAUGGAUGAAGAAGAUAAUGCUUUAGAAAGCGGAAAUGGAACACCUAUUGCUGGUAGUCCAUUACCAACCUCUACCAGUCCGAUAACCUCGAAGCGAAAAUCCGGGGCGAGUAUUGGCAGUAACUUCAAAACAAGGAGAGCAUACUUUUACUGGGUCACAAGGGAGCAAGGGUCAUUUGACUGGUUUAAGGGAGUGAUGAAUGAGGUUGCUGAAAUGGAUCACAAGGGAGUAAUAGAGAUGCACAAUUAUUGCACUAGCGUUUAUGAGGAGGGUGAUGCCCGUUCUGCCCUUAUUACUAUGCUUCAGGUUCUGAACCAUGCCAAGAAUGGUGUCGACAUUGUGUCUGGGACUCGGGUUAAGUCUCACUUCGCCAAGCCUAACUGGCGCAAUGUCUACAAGCGUAUUGCCCUCAAUCACACAGAUUCCAGAGUUGGGGUGUUUUAUUGUGGGGCUCCAGCACUAACAAAGGACCUAAGACAGCUAGCUUUGGAUUUCUCUCACAAGACCUCCACCAAAUUUGAUUUUCACAAGGAAAAUUUUUGACCAAAAAGGAUGAGAAAUAAGAGCUAAUGACCUCUACAAAGUCCUACAGUCUCCAAUACCUCCCCCGUCCCCCCCCCCCAAAAAAAAAAAAAAAAAAAACUCUCUCUCUCCCCCACCAUGUACAGAGAUUCUAGCCGAACAAGUUGAUUUUUGUCUCUUCUAGGAUAGUUUUAUAAUCCGAAUAAGUAGAAUUAUUGGUAGUGUAAUGGUGGUAAAGCUGUAAGGCAGAUCGGGGCAAAAGAUAGUGGAAUUGGUCCUGUUUGGAUAGAGGACCACCCACAAUCACUAAGCUUGGAUUAUAGAAUUAAACCGGGUUCGGCAUCGGUCUCAUGACAAGGCGUCAUCAUUGCGUGAGCAAUGGUAGUGGUUGUGGUCCUAUUCGAUUACUGUUUUUUUCCUUUUGGAUGAAGUAUAAAGGAAAUGGAGGGGUAGUGGUGGGAAUUGAGAAUACCAACCACCAACCAAAAUGUUGACUCUGCAAUGUUUAUGUGUUCGAUAUGUUUUGAGAAUAAUGAUACUACUUACUGUGUAUUUGAACAAGAAGGCCUAAUUAAAUGUAUAGAGUGCUGAACCGAUUGUUUCUUUCUUUUGACAACUUGUUUGAUUUUCGUUGAUACUUUCAUGUACAAUUAUAAAUGAA